UUGGUACAGCCAUAAAUGGAGGGGAAUUUAAUUAGAACGAUCGCAACCAUCAACCUUCCGCGGGGUGGUAUAAAAGUGAGAAAAGUCCCGUUGUAUCGCACGUACACUUCGAGUUAUCUGACCGAGGCACGCGAAUAGGAUCUUCGAGCGCAAGUCAAGAGACAAAUUGGAACUCGUUUAGCUGUCGUUUAUUCAUUCAACAACACAAUGUCUUUCGAGAUUCCCGAACCUUACGUCUGGGACGAUAGCUUCUGUGUCUUUUAUGCACUCUUAGACGAUGAACACAAAGGGCUUUUUAAGGGAAUCUUCGACCUUGCCGCAAAACCAACUGACGCCGCUGUGCUUGGUUCCUUGAUCUCCCUUGUUGAGAAACACUUUGCUGAUGAAGAGGAAAUGAUGAUAGCAAAGAAAUACGAUGAGAAACUACUAACACCUCACCAAAAAGCCCACAGAGAUUUUGUGUCGGACCUUAAAGGCCUUGCGGCUCCAGUAAACAAAGACUCGAUAGAUUUUGCCAAGAAAUGGCUGGUGAACCACAUUAAAGGCACCGAUUUCAAAUACAAGGGGAGGCUUGGCUAGACGUCUGUCAAUAUAAACACUUUUACAAGUAUAACGUCUAAACAGUAUUUUCAAAAUGUUAUGGAAACCGAUAAAGCAUUUAUUAAUAAUAGUACAAUUUAAACAUGUGUCCAACCAUCCGUCGAAGAUGUCUUAAAAUGAGAAAAUCUCCGUAUAUGGUUAUUGAUAUUUUGUUUCUUUUAGAGCGGAUGAUUAAAUUUUGCCAAAACGAAUAAACAAUUAAAACAAAACAAUGAGAUCAGAGCUUCUUAAGAAUUUUCAGCAUCAGUGUUCGAAAAAUAAAAAUUGUUACGUGUAUCCAAGUGGACUGAAUUGUUUUUCAUUUCUCAAUUCUUAAAGCUGAGACAAUCAACAAAUACAAGCCUCUGGUAGUAGAAGUUUUAUACCAGUUCAUACCAAAAAUAUCAUUUACUUGUGACAAUCAACACAUACAAGCCUCUGGUAGUAGACGUUUUAUACCAGUUCAUACCAAAAAUAUCAUUUACUUGUGACAAUCAACACAUACAAGCCUCUGGUAGUAGACGUUUUAUACCAGUUCAUACCAAAAAUAUCAUCUACUUGUG
Owenia fusiformis is the source of this 1142-nucleotide messenger RNA. The record is from the annotation of a GenBank genome assembly. Lineage: Eukaryota; Metazoa; Annelida; Polychaeta; Sabellida; Oweniidae.